Molecule: messenger RNA, 1405 nt
Organism: Portunus trituberculatus (swimming crab)
Lineage: Eukaryota; Metazoa; Arthropoda; Malacostraca; Decapoda; Portunidae
Exons: 3
Coding region: 413-1405 (330 amino acids)
Molecular function (GO): DNA binding
Source: RefSeq, a predicted model, not a curated record
UAUGGCAAGUUGGCAACAUUAGAGCAAGAGAACUCACUAAGCUCAGUACAGUACAUGUAUUUUCCACCAGUUGGUCAGUCACAGUCAGUGCCUCUGCAGGUUGCUUUUCUGAGAUUACCAGCUCAGUGGCAUCUACAGUAUAUGCUUGUUCAAGUCCUGUUGCUUUCCUUGCUUUACCAGAGACAUACAAAGUGAGAUUCAAAAGGUUAAUGUUGUCACCUGCAAAAGGUGUUUCCUGCAGCUCAGCUGGCAGAUCAAUGCUUACAGAUCUCACUUUUUUAAAUUCCCUCGGUGUUGGAAGAAAGGCAACAGGACUUUAGCAAGUACAAUAAGUUUAUCAAGAGUUCAAAACUUUAAAUGGUGAUUACAUUUUCAGGAUAACUACAUACCAUAACAAUUUAAGACAUCCAAAAUGAGAAAAGCAGGUAGACAGAAAGACAGUAUUUGGGCAGAAUUUGAGGAAGUUGCAACUCACUCGCAAAACAAGGGAAUUCGUGCGAAGUGUAAAGUUUGUGGUAAAGAACUUCAGGGCUUGGUUCAACGACUUCGUGAUCAUAAGAAGAAGUGUAAAGAGCCACAACGAGAUUCAGAUCUUGAAGCAGAAACAAUAGAAGACCCACAACCAGUUACACAAACAUCAGCCACACCAUCUCUGUUAGAAGUGUCAGCCACAGGUGUUGAAAAACACAUUGCACCUACUCGUACUUCCUUCCCUUUCAAGCGUAGCAAUUCAGACAGCUUGGGAAAAGAUACGGAUAGGCCUACCUCAUCUAAUACACAUAAAUUAAAGAAGGCUGUUUCAACUUCAAGUCACAACACAAGUAUUUUGAACUAUGGAGUGAAGACCACUAAAGAAGAUAAGGAAAAAAUAGAUGAAAAAGUAGCUUCUAUGGUGUAUGCAACAAAUUCUCCUUUUAAGAUUGUUGAGCAUGCAUCCUUUAGAGAUAUGGUGAAUGUAAUGAGGCCAGGAUACAAACUGCCUAGUAGAAGAGAAAUAGGUGGUUCACUGUUAGACGAGGUAUAUGAUAAAGAGUGUGAAAAAAGUGUAGUAGAUUUAGAAGGUAAAACUGUCUGCAUGAGUCUUGAUGGGUGGACAAAUGUUUCCAAUGAACCUGUAAUAUGUGCCUCUGUUACUGUUCACACAUCAGAAAACACAAGCUCAGUCUAUCUUGUGGACACAAUUGACACAUCCGGUCACCCACACACAUCAGAUUACCUUAAAGGGAUUGCUACAAGAUCAAUAGAAACAGCUGAACACAAAUAUAAAUGCAAAGUAGGCAGUUUUGUCACUGAUAAUGCUGCUAAUGUUGCAAAAAUGAGAUCUGAGUUACUUAAAGAUGAUGAGUAUAACUUAAUAAGUUAUGGUUGUUCAGCACACAUACUGAAUUUGCUAGCAAAAAUUUAA